CAUGAACGUCGGUUCCUUGCAUUUUCAUCCCUUACAAAAUUCCUUUGUCUUGAAGUGAUUCACAUUCACACGCAGAGAAAAUCUUCUGAGGAUUGUAACGCAUUUUUCACACUCAAAUUUGAGUCAGAAAUGGCCUUUUUUUUAAAAGUGUCUUGCACCAUUGUAUAUUGUUUUGUAUUGUAGAAUCUGUGGAGUGCAGAAUUGAACAAGUGGGCAUGUGCUCUAACUUAUAUUUUACUUGUUUUUUUUUCUUUUAGAACUCUGAACUACCUGCAUGCCAGUUAGAUCGAAGCCUCCUUAAUGUUGUUAUCCACAAACAUAUAUUUAAUGUGUAUACCUCCUUUGAUCUAGCUGCCCGAGUCUUGUUUGGCUAUAUACAUAUUAUAUAUAUGUUUCAUUGAUCUGGGUUCUGGACUGAUUGCAUUUGACUGAAGGUUGAGUGGUUUGAGUGUAGAGUUGAAAUGGGAAAGGCUUCAAAGGACCAUGAUCUUUGCAUGAAAACUGAGAUUGAAGAAGCUAUAGGCAGGUUCCCUUCCUGUUUACAGAUAAUGGAGGAGUUGAAGGAGCUUGGGAAGAUUGUAGUACCUGUGACAGCCAUGAACUGUGUGGUUUAUCUGAGAGCAAUGGUUUCAGUUCUAUGUUUGGGCAGAUUGGGGAAGAUAGAAUUGGCAGGGGGUGCACUUUCCAUAGGUUUUACAAACAUAACAGGGUAUUCAGUUCUAUUUGGAUUGGCAUCAGGAAUGGACCCAAUUUGUAGUCAAGCAUUUGGUUCUAAGAAUUGGGACCUCAUAGGUCUUUCUCUCCAGAGGACCAUUCUAAUUCUUCUCACAGCUUGUAUGCCUAUAAGCCUUUUAUGGAUCAAUUUGCAGAACAUCAUGCUUUGGAUGAGCCAAGAUGCUGCAAUUACAGCAGUUGCAAGCACAUACUGUCUUUUCUCACUUCCUGAUCUUCUUACUAACAGUCUUUUGCAGCCUCUUCGUGUAUACUUUCGAUCUCAAGGCAUUACCACACCCAUGAUGUGGUGCUCUGCUCUGGCAGUUGUUCUGCACAUACCUCUAAAUAUCAUCCUGGUUUUUGUUUUCAAAUUGGGUGUUCCAGGAGUGGCAAUUGCUGCAGUUUUAACCAACCUUAACAUGGUGUUCCUCUUGUUUGGGUACCUUUACUUCACUGGAGUAUACAAGAGAACUUGGAAAGGUUGGUCUGCAGAUUCCUUUGGAGAAUGGUGGCCUUUGCUAAGUCUAGCUCUUCCAAGCUGCUUUGCAAUAUGCCUUGAAUGGUGGUGGUAUGAGAUUAUUACCUUAUUAGCAGGGUAUCUUCCCAAUCCACAAGUAGCAGUGGCAACAACUGCAAUCCUAAUGCAGACAGCCAGCCUAAUGUACACUGUCCCAUUGGCAUUGAGUUCCUCUGUUUCAACUCGUGUUGGGAAUGAGCUUGGGGCUUGUAGGCCUGCAAAGGCCAAGCUUGCCACCCUUGUAGCCCUUGGAUGUGCAGUGAUCAUAGCCCUGUUCAGUCUAACAUGGACCACUAUCCUAAGAUAUAAAUGGGGAUUGCUCUUCACAGAAGAUCCUCAAGUUUUGGCCUUGACUGCUGCAGCUAUGCCUAUUAUGGGACUAUGUGAACUGGGUAACUGUCCUCAGACAACUGGUUGUGGUGUUCUUAGAGGCAGUGCCAGGCCUGCAAUUGGAGCCAGGAUCAAUCUUGGGUCAUUUUACUUUUUGGGCACUCCUGUAGCCCUGGUACUUGCCUUCUGGUUCAAGAUUGGAUUUGGAGGCUUAUGGUAUGGUCUCUUAGUGGCUCAGUUUGCUUGUGCAUUUUCAAUCCUAUUUGUUGUUCUGAAUACUGAUUGGGAUUGUGAGGCAACAAAAGCAAAGCAACUCACUGGAACCCAUGUCAAAGGUCACUUGCAGAUGGCCUGUAUGAAAGAAGAUGAAGAGACAGGCUGUUUGACAAGUUAAAAAUGAAAAGAGAAACCAACUUUUAGAGCAUACUAUAGUUGCACUCCAAUCUAACCCAUGGUUAUUUCAUUUUUUUUAAGAUGAUAGGAAUAAGCAUACCAUACUUAGUGAGAUCCAGAGCAUCUCAAUAUUCAGUUGUCACUCUGAUCUCUGAUGAUGAGUCUAUUCAAGAUAAAGGUAUAUUCCUCACUGUUGCCCCUUGACAGCAUUCCCCCUCGAGACAGAAGGCUUAGGAUAACCAUCAAUCAAUCCCUUCAUUGAUGCUCAAAAUCUCCAUAAAAAUCAGCAUUCCAGGACCACAAUCAGCAGUGGAAGUUGUUAUCAUUUACUCUAUGAUGUCCAUUUUAGGGCAAAUGGAACAAAUGUUGAAGAUAAUGAUGGAUAAAUUCCAAUAUCUUCUUACAGAGGCAAUAAAAUGAUAUCCACUGACAAUUGAAUGCAAUUUCUUCCUAUGUAACAGGGACCAAAUGCAGAGAUAGGGCUGUUUUGUGCACCGGGUGUAUCGAUAUAUCAUAUACCCAGUAGAAUUGUUAGGCUUGUUCCAGGCUUUUGGGAAAUGGGUACUGAUUUCUGAGUUGGCAAAAUUUUCAGUGGAAAGGACAUUCAUUUCUUCAUAUAAUUUGCCAAAGUUGUCCUUUCAAAGUACAGAAGUAGUCUCUGUAAAGUAAUCUCUUAUCUAUUAGAUUAUGAUUACUAUUGCCAAAUUUCACAGAAUCCAGCAUCACAGCUCCUUACUUUAUUGUUUUAGCAAAGUAGUCCUUUCAAUGUACAGAACUGGUCUCUGUGAAGUUAUGUAUAAGUAUCAGAUUCCGACUUUAGUAAUCA
This is a messenger RNA of Cryptomeria japonica (Japanese cedar), 2780 nucleotides long. RefSeq names its product protein DETOXIFICATION 54. Gene Ontology annotation, cellular component: membrane. Bases 462 to 1955 code for a protein of 497 amino acids. Gene Ontology annotation, biological process: xenobiotic detoxification by transmembrane export across the plasma membrane. Lineage: Eukaryota; Viridiplantae; Streptophyta; Pinopsida; Cupressales; Cupressaceae. The record is from RefSeq and is a predicted model, not a curated record. Gene Ontology annotation, molecular function: xenobiotic transmembrane transporter activity; antiporter activity. The transcript has 2 exons.